AUGAGCUCGCCGCAGGACCAUCGCUCGAGCAGUCCUCGGCUAGGCUCAUUCAAACGUCCCUCAGUACUCAACGCAGACAACGACCCGUCACUCCUGGCCACAAGAGGCAGCGGCGCCUUGGUCUCGCUCAUUAGGAAUCGCUCCAAUGCCACUCUGCGAGAGUCGCUCAAGAGUCCGGCCUACCACCAGCUGGGUCACGACGAAGAGGACCAUGAGAACACUUCGCUACUGGGCUUCCUGCAUAGGGACUCGGACGAGGACCACCACCACCGCUCCGCCGCCGAGGAGCGCCGUCUAAGCGAACUCAUUUUCGGCCCUCAGAUGAGGAGCAUGCGCCUUAUCGGGAACAGCAACCCGCGCUAUCAAUGGGAGCGCUACUGGAAGACGGAGGCCGAGCUUGAAGUUAUGCCAAAGCAUAUCCGCGAAUAUUACGAGAGAAACAACGAUUUGAUUCGCAUGUACCUAUACAUCGACCAGCUCUUGGAUUCAUCCGUGCCCCACGAUCUGCUCAACGAGUAUCACCAAGCUCUAGACGCCUCGGCCUACCGCCCGGUCGACGUCCCCCAGACCAUUACCGAGGAGUCGCCAACUCCUACUUCACCUCCGUCCAGAGGCGGCCUCACCUACGGCAGCACUCCCUCCGCCCAAAACAGCAGCACGGAGCAGAGUAGUUCGGCAAACAGCAUACAGCAAAAGGCGAAACGUAAACCCAAAGACAUUUUUCGGUCCACCGAGGCGACCCCACUUCUCAAUGGCCACGAUGAGGAGGAAGGUUUAGCCGAUCAGCCCAAGCCCGAGAUUCCGUGGCUGGAGGACUCUGACCUUGACAGCAGCGACCCCAUCGUCACUCUCGCCAUUUGGGUCAAUUUUAUCGCGAACGCAGCAUUGCUGAUUGGAAAGAUUCUCGUUGUCGUCUCCGUUCCUUCGGUCUCAGUACUCGCUAGUUUGGUUGACGCGGUUCUCGACUUCCUCAGCACGGCGAUUGUGUGGACGACGACUCGGCUCAUUGCCACCAGCCAAAAUGACCAGCAUUCAUAUCCUGUGGGCAGACAGCGUCUCGAGCCUCUUGGCGUGCUGGUCUUCUCCAUCGUCAUGGUUACGUCCUUCUGCCAGGUCGCUCUCGAAGCUAUCCAGCGUCUCAUGUCGCCCGACCACGAAAUCGUUCAGCUAGGCAUUCCGGCCAUCUCCAUCAUGGUUGGUACUGUUGUGAUAAAAGGCUUGUGCUGGCUCUGGUGUCGUCUCAUCAAGAAUUCGAGUGUUCGGGCGUUGGCCGACGACGCCGUGACCGAUGUCAUCUUCAACACCGGUUCCAUCCUGUUCCCCAUCAUUGGCUACUUUGCCAAAGUUUGGUGGCUAGACGCUCUAGGUGGUCUGCUACUAUCUCUCGUCGUCAUCGUCAACUGGAGCGGAACUUCGAUGCACCAUGUCCGAAAUCUGACGGGCUUCUCGGCGACUUCGGAUGAGAGAAAUCUCCUCCUUUACCUCACUAUGCGCUUCGCUACGUCCAUCAAGCAGAUUCAGAAUUUGCGCGCCUAUCACGCGGGCGACAAGCUUUUCGUUGAGGUCGACAUCGUCCUCAACGCCAAUAUGCCUCUAAAGGAUAGUCACGAUCUCAGCGAGGUCCUGACAUACUUCCUCGAGUCGGUGCCCAUUGUCGACCGCGCCUUUGUGCAUGUCGACUACGCGACGUACAACGUUGACACGCAUAUCACUCAAUAA
Molecule: messenger RNA, 1719 nt
Organism: Colletotrichum orchidophilum
Lineage: Eukaryota; Fungi; Ascomycota; Sordariomycetes; Glomerellales; Glomerellaceae
Product: cation efflux family protein
Exons: 6
Coding region: 1-1719 (572 amino acids)
Biological process (GO): transmembrane transport; monoatomic cation transport
Cellular component (GO): membrane
Molecular function (GO): monoatomic cation transmembrane transporter activity
Source: RefSeq, a predicted model, not a curated record